Symbiodinium sp. CCMP2456 is the source of this 525-nucleotide messenger RNA. Lineage: Eukaryota; Dinophyceae; Suessiales; Symbiodiniaceae. The record is from the annotation of a GenBank genome assembly.
GUCCGGACAGUCCAACGGCAGAGGGCUCUCCAGCCAGAAAGCUGCUGCGCAAAAAGUCAUUUGAGAAACGCCAACGCCGCUGUGGCUCUUUCUUCACCCGCGCGCUUCUGUACGCAACCGACCGGCUGACAGAAUGGGUUGGCAUCCUUGGUGUGCGCAACGCGGGUGAGUAUACCCUUGUUUGUGUAUGGGCGGUCUGUGUGGUGCUGAUCACCUGCUUCACUGAGAUGACGUCCUCCACUGCCUACGGCAAGUUCGGCGAAGCCGCGACAUUUUCUGUGCCACCACAGGUUGGCUGGUGGCUCAUGGAGUUGCCAGUCACUCUAUCCUUCAUCUUCUUCUUCUUUCUUCGUCCAGGGCCACAGCAGAAAGCGCUGGUUCCGAGAAUCUGUGCGGCGGUCAUGUGCAUGCACUACACCUACCGCGGAUGGAUCUACCCUUGUUUGCUGCGACCGCAUCCCGGGGCUCGGAACAACUUCUCGCUGGUGCCGGCCUUGGGCGGCUCCCUGGUUACCAUCACGCAUG